Messenger RNA from Nannospalax galili (Upper Galilee mountains blind mole rat), 1912 nucleotides. RefSeq names its product transmembrane protein 81 (gene Tmem81). Bases 732 to 1520 code for a protein of 262 amino acids. The record is from RefSeq and is a predicted model, not a curated record. Lineage: Eukaryota; Metazoa; Chordata; Mammalia; Rodentia; Spalacidae. The transcript has a single exon.
UGCCUCUGCCUCUGCCUCUGCCCCAGGGUGUGUACCACCACACCUUGCUUUUCAUUCCUCUUUAAAAGUUUUUGUGCAUGACCAUAGUUCACAUUGUAGAAAGUGUGUUCAGAUGCACUGCUCAAAGUGACCUUCCUGAAACUGGCAGGGAAGUCUUACAAUGUAAGAAAUUCAGGAAGGGUGAGUCACUUGCCUCUAGUCCAGAGUUCUUUAUCUUUUUAAUAUAGAUAGGAACUUUUAUAGUAAAUAUUUCAAGGUAUUGAAUAUGAACUUAAUUCAAAUUGGCACUCCUCUCCUCCACCUUCUUAAGACUGGUAUUUUCUGUUUGGUCAGAUUUAGCUUGGGACUUUGAAACCUUCCACCGGUUGGAAGGGAGGGGAACAGUUUAACUCAUGCUUUUGAGGUAAUGUGGAAAUUCACUUCAGUUUCUGAAGUCUUUUUUUUUUUCUUCUCAAUUGGUGGGUUUAAAUUCAGUAGAAAGAAGUGACAAGAAUAAAGCCUGGGAAGAUGGCCCUUAGCAAGCAUGGAUAAUCAAACAACAGCAUUGUGACUCUUUUUCUGCCUGUGGCCUCAACUAUGAAUAAGGACUGCACCUCUGUGCAUUUGGUUGGUUUGUUAACAGUCAUUCAUCACAUCUCUUGAUGCUAAAGGCUAUCCCACCUUGCAGGAUGUGGAUUAUGGUACAGUAGAACAUUCAUCUGGAAUUCCUGUUGGUGAAAGCCUACUGAGACAUGAAGACUUGGGCCACUAGUUUUAUUUUUGAGAGCCUGGUGUUGACAGUCUACCUGCCUGUGUUAUUAGCUUCACCUAAAACACUGGCCAUCCCUGAGAAGCUGCAGCAAGCUGUGGGGAGAGUCAUGGUCAAUGCCACGACAUGCACUGUUACAUGUGGCCUUGGUUAUAAGGAGGAGACUGUCUGUGAAGUGGGCCCUGAUGGAGUGAGGAGGAAGUGCAAGUCUCAGCGCUUGGAGUGUCUAACCAACUGGAUCUGUGGAAUGCUCCAUUUUACCAUUCUCAAGGGGGAGGAAUUUGAGCUUAGCUGUCUCAGUUCAGACAUCCUGGAUAUCGGGCAGGAAGCUUUCCGUUUCACCUGGAGGCUUGCUCGGGGCAUCAUCUCCACCAAUGAUGAGGUUUUCAAACCCUUCCGAGCCAACUCCCACUUUUUGAGGUUUAAACCUGCUCAAGAAUAUGACUCUGGGACAUACCGCUGUGAUGUGCAGCUGCUAAAAAACUUGAGACUUGUCAAGAGGCUCUAUUUUGGGCUGAGAGUCCUUCCUCCAAAGUUGGUAAACCUGAAUUUCAAUCAAUCCCUUACUGAGGAUCAGAAGUUAAUAGAUGAGGGCUGGGAAAUUAAUCUUGACAACCAUUCCAAGCCUCACCUCCCAAAGUGGCAAAAGAAGGUAGCAUCAGCCUUAGGCAUAGGCAUUGCUGGUGGAGUGGUUGGUGGUGUGUUGUUGAGCAUUGCUCUCUGCAGAGUGUUGAGGGGGACCUACAGUUAUGGCAGCCUCGGCAGCUUAUAAGCCUUUCUUCUGGGGAAAGCCCAGGAAGCCAAGCUAACUUUGUAGGUGAGUGUCCUGGCUGCCUGCCUGAUAGUGGAGUGGCUAAGAGAGAGGCUCUCCCAGCCAAAAGACUGGCUGAGAGGUGUGGAGGAUGCAACCUCAUGAUGGCUCAAGGCAGCAGUCUCUAUCAUCUUCAUGUUGAGUCUGCCUGACACUAGGUACUCAGGGGACCCACUGCAGGCUUUGCAUCUAUUCUUAGGGAGAGUUCUGUUUGCCAAGCUUGCUUUGUUUCCACUCAUCACAGCUUGUGUGCUACUCCCCUCCAUUGCCAUUCUUCUGAACAGUCUUUGUAUGGGCCAGAUGUACUGAUAGCUGUUUCAGUAGAAACAUUUUUUUUUAAAUUUUUGUCUUCA